UUAGCGCAACACAUUCUACAAAAAUUGGCUGCUCGCGCAUCAGCGCGCACACACCACAAUCUGAGAAUACCUAUCCUGUCUCCGAUCACCAUCUCUUCAGCGAAUUUCGCUUUUGGAGCCCUAUCCAUGGCCGAUCGUCGUCUCUUCACUUUCAUGCUUUUUGUACUAUCGGCAGUGUGCUGCUCCCUCACUGAAGCCGGGUACAUCAGCUACAACACCAACUCCGUGAUCGUCCCCGGUAAGAUCAACGUCCACCUCGUUGCUCACAGUCACGACGAUGUCGGGUGGCUGAAAACCGUUGAUCAAUACUACGUUGGGUCUAAGAACGAAAUCCAGGGAGCUUGUGUUCAGAAUGUUUUGGAUUCGGUUGUCUCGGCUCUUCUAGCAGAUAGGAAUAGGAGGUUUAUCUAUGUGGAACAGGCGUUUUUCCAGCGCUGGUGGAGACAGCAGAGCGAUGCGACCAAGAAGAUUGUGAAGGAGCUCGUCAGCUCGGGUCAAUUGGAGUUCAUAAAUGGUGGCAUGUGCAUGCAUGAUGAGGCGGCUCCGCAUUAUAUUGACAUGAUUGAUCAGACAACCUUGAUCAGACAACCCUUUGGCCAUCUGUUCAUUAAGCAGGAGUUUGGUCAAAUACCAAGGAUUGGGUGGCAGAUUGAUCCUUUUGGACAUUCAGCUGUACAAGCUUACUUGCUCUCGGCCGAGGUAGGAUUUGAUGCUCUUUAUUUUUCUCGAAUUGACUACCAAGAUAGAGAAACACGGAAAAAGUUUAAAACUCUCGAGAUUGUGUGGAGAGGAUCCAAGACACUUGGCUCUUCAUCUGAUGUUUUUACUGGCAUUUUCCCGAAGAACUAUGAACCUCCUCCUGGUGGUUUUUAUUUUGAGGUUAAUGACAAGGACCCGGUCAUUCAGGAUGAUCCUCUUUUGUUUGAUUACAACGUGCAAGAGCGAGUUAAUGAUUUUGUUGUUUCUGCUUUAUCACAGGCAAAUAUCACUAGAACAAAUCAUAUAAUGUUCACCAUGGGAACUGAUUUUAAGUAUCAAUAUGCAAAUUCAUGGUUCAGACAGAUGGACAAAUUUAUUCAUUAUGUUAACCAGGAUGGCCGAGUUAAUGCCUUGUACUCAACCCCUUCUCUGUACACUGAUGCCAAAUAUGCAUCAAAUGAAACUUGGACUCUCAAGACGGAUGACUUCUUCCCUUACGCAGAUGGUCCAAAUGGAUACUGGACAGGAUACUUUUCAAGUAGGCCUUCUUUCAAACAGUAUGUCAGAAUGUUGAGCGGCUACAAUCUGGCAGCCAAGCAGCUAGAAUUUUUGAAAGGAAGGGACAGCUCAGGGCUCACCACUGACAGUUUGGCUGAUGCUUUAGCAAUUGCUCAACAUCAUGAUGCAGUUAGUGGAACUGAGCAACAGCAUGUGGCAAAUGAUUAUGCUAAACGACUAUUUAUAGGCUAUACAGAGGCUGAGAAGCUAGUUGGGUUAUCACUUGGUUGCUUGACAGAGUCUUCGUUAAAUUCGGAUUGUUACAGCCCGAAAACAAAUUUUGAGCAGUGUCCGCUCUUGAAUAUAAGCUACUGCCCGCCAUCAGAAGCAGACUUCUCAAAUGGAAAAGACCUGGUUGUUCUUCUGUACAACUCACUUGGUUGGAAAAGGGAUGAUGUGAUCCGAAUACCUGUUUCAAGUGAUUCUGUCACUGUCUUGGAUUCUGCCAACGGCAGAGAAAUUGAAUCUCAACUUUUACCUAUCAACGAAGCUUCUGUGCGCAUACGAAGUCAAUAUGUCAAGGCCUAUCUUGGUGAAUUCCUUGAUGUUGCUCCCAAAUUUUGGCUUGCAUUCCCAGUGUCUGUACCACCAUUUGGUUUCAGCACAUAUAUUGUCUCCAAUGCUAGAAGCCAAGCUUCUGCUGCUACUAUGUCGUCUUUGCAUCCAUCAAAAGAAAGCAAUGAUGGUUACAUUGAGAUUGGACCGGGAGAGUUGAAGCUUUUGUUUAAUGCCAAUGAACAUGAACUCUCUUAUUAUACUAACAGCGGGAGAGCUGUCAACUCAUCUUUAAAGCAGUCAUAUAAGUUCUAUGCUGGAUCUGUUGGAGAAUACACUGAUCUACAGGCAUCUGGAGCUUAUGUUUUUCGCCCAGAUGGUACUUUCCCCAUCAAAUCUGAUGAUAAGGUGCCAUUUAAUAUUCUCCAUGGACCCAUAUUGGAUGAAGUGCAUCAACAGAUUAAUCCAUGGAUCUAUCAGAUUACUAGGGUGUACAAGACAAAGGAACAUGUUGAAUUUGAAUUCCUAGUUGGACCCAUACCCAUUGAAGAUGAAACUGGGAAAGAAUUAGCAACUGAGUUUUCUACAUCAAUGGAGACCAACAAGAUAUUUUACACUGAUUCCAAUGGACGUGAUUUUAUAAAGAGGAUUCGAGAUUACAGAACGGAUUGGGCAUUGCAUGUAAAUCAACCUGUAGCUGGAAAUUAUUAUCCUAUUAAUCUUGGCAUAUAUAUAGAAGAUGAUAACACAGAAUUAUCGCUUUUGGUUGACCGAUGUGUGGGAGGCUCCAGCAUUCAGGAUGGACAAGUUGAAUUGAUGCUUCAUAGGCGAUUGCUUCAUGAUGACGGGAAAGGUGUGGCUGAGGCACUUAAUGAAAGAGUUUGUGUGAAGAAUGAAUGUACAGGAUUAACAGUUCAGGGAAAAUUUUAUCUUAGAAUUGAUCCGUUGGGGGAGGGUGCUAAUUGGCGCCGAACUACUGGACAGGAGAUAUAUUCCCCUCUCCUAGUUGCAUUCACAGUGCAGGAUGGAGGUAACUGGGCGAAUUCUCAUGUCUCAACAUUCUCGGCAAUGGAGUCCUAUAGUUUACCAGGCAAUGUUGCUAUGAUUACCCUCCAGGUUCUGAAAGAUGGAACUGUUCUUCUUAGAUUGGCGCAUCUUUAUGAGGUGGAUGAGGACAAGGAUCUCUCUAUAAUGGCCACCGUUGAUCUUAAUAAGAUAUUUCCUGGAAAGAAGAUCCUCAAGAUUACUGAGACAAACCUCUCUGCUAAUCAAGAGAGAUCAGUAAUGGAGAAAAAGAGAUUAAAAUGGAGAGUGGAUGGGACUCCAGCUAGGGAGAAAAUUGUGAGAGGAGGGCCUGUUGAUCCUUCCAAGCUUCUGGUGGAGCUGGGUCCGAUGGAGAUCCGCACUUUUCUCAUCUAUUUUGAUAAACCGGCGAGCUCGCACGCAGUUCAGUGAUGAACUCGAUUUUUGGCUGAGUUGAGACAAAAGGUACGACUGCUUGGUAUACCUGUAGCUUUUUGUUAAUUAAAUAAUCCAGGCUUGUAUUUGACAUAAUGAGCUUCAUACUGGUUUAAAUGAACACAAGUUAUAGGACAAUAAUUGUUGGUUUUUACGUUCUA
Messenger RNA from Phalaenopsis equestris, 3371 nucleotides. RefSeq names its product alpha-mannosidase At3g26720-like. Lineage: Eukaryota; Viridiplantae; Streptophyta; Magnoliopsida; Asparagales; Orchidaceae. Gene Ontology annotation, biological process: mannose metabolic process. Gene Ontology annotation, molecular function: alpha-mannosidase activity; carbohydrate binding. The record is from RefSeq and is a predicted model, not a curated record.